AUGUUUGAGGAUCAAUCGGAUACUUUGAAGGAAGAAGGCAAUGUAUAUUUUAGGAAAAAUGAUUACAUAUCUGCUUUGGUAAAGUAUACAGAAGCUUUAUGUUCUAACAGUAGAAAUCCUGUUUUAUAUUCUAAUCGAGCUUCUACAUUCUUAAAACUGAACUCGUUGGAGAAUGCUCUUAAUGAUUGCAACAAAGGAUUAAAACUUGUGACCAACAAAGAUAAAGGAUCCACUUAUAUAAAAUUGCUUUGGAGAAAAUCAAUAGCUUUGAGGCGAUCUGGGGACUUGGAAAAUGCGUUGGACACAAUCAAAACUGCAUUGAAUGUGAAGCCAACUAGUAAGGAAUUGCAACAUGAGCUGGAAGCUGUUGAUUAUCAAAUGCAAAAAAGAAAUUCAAAGCUAAGUCAUGUGGAAACCGAUACUCCAAAUCAGGGGAUUCUUCAGCGGAAUUCUGACACCCUAUAUAUUCCAAUUCAAGAAGUUCAAAAAAUUCCUACUAAUUUUUAUUCUCCUGAGGCACCUGAAGAUAACGAAUACAUAGAAGAUAAUCCUCCUGAAAUGAAAAAUCAAAUAAAGAAUCAAAACGAAAUAAAUGCAAAACGAAAUCUGACUACCUCAUCUUUUCCAUCAUCUUCUAACUUUGAGUUUGACGAGGUUGAUUUUCCCCUUAAGCCAACUGUUCAGUUUUUACUCUCAUUGAAAGAUAAACCAAAAGAAUUCAAUGCAAAAUCUUAUCGCUAUGUAAUUGAGAUUGACCCUGAACAUUAUUGUCAGAUUUUCGGAAAUAGUGGUAUCGAUCCAUCUUUCCUUAAUUUUAUGCUUGACUCAACUAUAUAUGUUUUGGAAAAAAAUCAGCUAGAUUUAAAACAGAAAAUUCUGAACUUGUUCUCAAUGUGUACCAAACUCCCUAGAUUUUCAUUAACUUCUAUGUUUGUUGACACUAAAACAGUAAAUCGAUUGCAUUUCUUGUUCCAGGAACGUCUUAACGAGAGUUUUGAUAAUUAUUGGCUAUAA
Messenger RNA from Pichia kudriavzevii, 1014 nucleotides. RefSeq lists its product as uncharacterized. The coding region runs from base 1 to 1014 and encodes 337 amino acids. The transcript has a single exon. The record is from RefSeq and is a predicted model, not a curated record. NCBI's taxonomy places the organism in Eukaryota, Fungi, Ascomycota, Pichiomycetes, Pichiales, Pichiaceae. Gene Ontology annotation, molecular function: protein binding.